Molecule: messenger RNA, 1186 nt
Organism: Hibiscus syriacus
Lineage: Eukaryota; Viridiplantae; Streptophyta; Magnoliopsida; Malvales; Malvaceae
Product: peroxidase 51-like
Exons: 4
Coding region: 166-1167 (333 amino acids)
Biological process (GO): response to oxidative stress; hydrogen peroxide catabolic process
Molecular function (GO): peroxidase activity; heme binding
Source: RefSeq, a predicted model, not a curated record
UUGAUUUUUGUCUCUCAGCAUGUGUUACACAGUUCUUAGCAUCCGAUGAUUCCGCUUCCCUAAUUCACUGUCUUUUUCUUUGUUCUGGGAACGACACUCUUGCAGCCAUUGGAAGAGCUUAAGCAACGACAUUAACCCUCUCCUGUCUAAUUAGCUCUUGAUCAAAUGGAUCGGUCCCUUAAUAAUCUUGUACUUGUCGUUUCUCUCUCCUUGUGUCUUGGUUUAUGCUUGUUUCCUGGUACAGCAUCAGCUAAGCUAAGAAAAAACUACUACCACAAAACUUGUCCCAAUGUAGAGAACAUUGUUAGAGAUGCUGUCACCAAGAAAUUCCGACAAACUUUCGUCACGGCUCCGGCGACGAUCCGGCUCUUCUUCCAUGAUUGCUUUGUGCAGGGUUGCGAUGCCUCGGUGAUGAUCGCAUCGUCCGGUGGCAACAAGGCCGAGAAGGAUCACACCGAUAACCUGUCAUUAGCCGGAGAUGGAUUCGACACUGUGAUCAAAGCCAAAGAAGCAGUGGAUGCGGUUCCAAGUUGCAGAAACAAGGUCUCUUGUGCUGAUAUAUUGGCAAUGGCUACACGAGAUGCUAUUGCACUGUCAGGUGGACCAUAUUAUGAGGUUGAGCUGGGGAGAUUAGAUGGGUUAAGUUCAACAGCAGCUAAUGUAAACGGAAAGCUCCCUCAACCAUUUUUCAACUUGAAUCAGCUCAAUUCUCUAUUUGCAGCAAAUGGAUUCACCCAAAAGAACAUGAUUGCUCUUUCAGCGGCCCACACUGUUGGAUUCUCCCAUUGCAGCAAGUUUGCGAACCGAAUACACAAUUUCAGCCAUCUAAACGCAGUGGACCCUGCACUGGACCGAGGCUAUGCCGCCCGGCUUCGACAAAUGUGCCCCAAAAACGUUGACACCAGGGUGGCCAUCGAUAUGGACGUGAAAACGCCAAGGAAAUUCGACAACGUUUACUUUAAGAACCUGCAGAAAGGGAAGGGUCUGUUCAGCUCGGACCAGGUUUUGUUCAACGAUCCGAGGUCUAAACCAACUGUAAACGGUUGGGCCAACGACUCGUAUGCCUUUAGACGAGCGUUUAUUGCUGCCAUUACUAAGCUGGGAAGGGUAGGUGUUAAGACCGGGAACAAGGGCAAUAUUCGUACAAACUGUGCUGCCUUUAACUGAACCUUUUUGAAAAUGAAUC